AUUAAAUGUAAAUGUUUCUGUAAAUAAUAGUAAUAGCUUGAAUUAACAUGGUGCAUUGAUGAAACUACUAAUAUCUAUAUGUGUGGGAGUGUUCCCCUGUUGAUGAAUGUGGUCUGCAAAUUGUAUAAGAAAACUGAACGUUGAAGUUGUUCCUUGAGGUUUCAGUCAUGUUUGUUUCCAAGACUGGCAUCAAGGUGGAUGACAUACCCAUCUUGACAAAGCAUGAUAUAAGAAGCAAAGUUUGGGGAUACAUUGAAGAACAUGACUUGGCGAAUUUCCCUCGUCCAGUUGACCACCGUAUCCCUAAUUUCAAGGGUGCAGGUGAGGCAGGGCAGCGUGUUCGUGACCUGCAGUGCUUCACGGCCGCCAAGACAGUCAAAGUCAAUCCAGACAAACCUCAGGAGGAAGUGAGGUUUUUUGUCUUAGAGGCUGGUAAAACACUGCUGAUGCCCACACCACGCCUCCGCAGUGGACUCUUUAACCGUAUCGAUGGCAAUCCAUCAGAAAAUAAGGAGACCUUAAGAACCAUGGCAAGCACAGAGGGAAUGAAGAAGUAUUCAAAACCUGUUGAUCUUGAGGCUAACAUUAAGGUUGAUCUCAUUGUAAUUGGUUCUGUGGCAGUCUCACGCACAGGUCGAAGAAUCGGUAAAGGUGAAGGAUUUGCUGACCUUGAAUAUGGAAUGAUGAAAGCCAUGAAGGCAGUUGAUGACAGCACUCUUGUUGUUACCACAGUGCAUGACUGCCAGCUGUUUGAUACCCUGCCCGACCGGCUCUUCGGCCCACAUGAUGUGCCAGUGGACUUCAUUGUAACCCCAACAGAAGUGUUCCAGGUUUCACAUCGUUUGCCUAAGCCAGAGGGAAUCUACUGGCACCUUUUGUCUCCAGAAAAGUUAAAACAGGUCCCAAUAUUGAAAACACUUCGGGAGAAGGAGAAAGAAGCUGGAAAGGAUGUGACUCUCGCAGAACUAACUGAGGAACAGAAGGCAGCCAAUAGUCGUGGUCGUGGUGGGGGUCAAGGAACCAGAGGCCGAGGCAGAGGCCGAGGCAGAGGAGGUGGCCGAGGAGGCGGCAGGACUUUGUCAGAGGGAGAAGACAAUAAAGGGCAGAAGAACAUUCAAGAUGGAUCUGUUACAAUCAAUGUCAGCAAGAAGAACCGAAUAGUAAAGAGAACGGUGGAAGCAACAAAUGAGCAGGACCGCCUCGGCUCAGCUGACCUGGACAAUGAGAUCCAGGGUGGCAAGGGUCUCAAGACUAGAAAGCCUCGGAAUCCAUUCACAUAUGCAGUGUUCCUUGGUAAAGUUCCUCCAGCCUGUAGAGUGCGUGAGCUCAAGGAAGCCCUGCAAGGUCGAGAUGUCAGGCCCAUUGACAUCACUUGGCGUGGGAGGAAUGGAUUUGCCUUCUUGCGCUUCACAGGCCCAGUAGAAGAAUGUGAUGAUGUCCUUGCAAAGCUGGAUGGCCUCACACUACAAGAGCAGCCUUUGCUGAUCCAGCGUGCCAAGGAUAAGAUGGUGAUGAAGGACAACGAAAAUGCAGGAACGAAGGAAAUCAUUGAGGGGGAAGGUCAGAACCGUAAACGUCAACAGCCUAAGAAGCCACGUAUUGUGUACACCUAUGGCAUUUUCCUUGGCAAGGUUCCUUCAACUUGCAGAGUGCGUGAGCUCAAGGAUGCUCUCCAGAACCGAAAUGUUCAGCCAAUGGACAUCACAUGGCGAGGCAGAAGCGGAUUUGCCUUUCUGCGUUUCACUGGCCCUGUUGAAGAGUGUGAUGACAUUCUUACAAAACUGGAAGGCCUCACCCUCCAAGAGCAGCCUGUUCUGGUGGAGAAGGCAAAGGACAAGGGUGAUGAGCAGCACCUCUCUGAGCCGCAGCAGCAGGAGCACCAGGAGUUGGAGGAAAAGCAGGAGGUACCAAAUGUAGCAGUUGUAGAGGGAGAAGCUAGGUGAAGCCCCUGUGUUUCUUAAAGAAUGGGGUAGGGCAUUAACGUUCUUAUUUUUUCUCUUGCUCAUUUGUUUUGAAAUAUCCUGUUCUCUGUUGAUUUGGAUUUUUUUCUGUCUUUCCUAAUUAAUGCUUCUCUACAUCUUGGACUAGUUAGUCUAUUGCAUUUCAUGAAGAAUAAUAUAUGCCAUAGUAUCACAUACUAUAAGGACCAUUAUCAUGGAGUUUUAUGUUUACUUACUUCUAUGCUGAGUAUCAGCUGGCACGACACCAGUGAGUAAGAAAAAUAUUAAUUAGUCAGCAAGAGUAACAUGUGGUAUGUAGCUCAUCCUUAGUCACUAUAGUCUUAACUAUAAAGAGAAAAUAAACAAUUUUUAUUUUGUCUUUUUGAUAAAAGUGAUUUCUAUUUAUAGGAAGUAGUACAUAUUUAUGAAUUUUAUUAUUUUUUAGGCUAAUUAUCUAAGCCAAGAAUUAGUUUAGUGAUUUUUGUAAAUCUUCAUAGACAGGUAACUUGAUCAGGAAACACUGGCAGUUCUGAGCUUAACAUUUCAUCAAAUUUUGUUGCUUUUCUUCAACAGAGGUUGAAGAUGUAAAGUGUCAUGAAGAAAAUUAUAAUUUAUAUUUGUUUAUUUUUGUAUGUGAUCACCUGACCAUAUACUCUUAUAUUCUCUAUCAUUGCUUUAAGGGCAAUGAAAUUAUCCAGAUAAGAGAUGCAGAUAUAUGAUUAUGUGGAUUUACGAAAAACUUGGAUCAGUGUUAGAAAUGGAAAGAUUGCAGUUCAUGUCUUUCACACACAGGAUAUGAACCAAUUCCUUUAAGGAAUUUGUGAGAACUAGUCAUGUUUGUGCAUUUUAUUGUUCAAGAUUACACCAGUUUCAUGUAUUCAAGUGAUUUAAUUGGAAUCGCUUAAAAAGAACAUGUAAGAACAGGGUUUUGAUCUAUUUCGGUGUUGCAUAUGCUCUCUUUUGAAGUCAAAUAGCCAGUAAAUGUGUUUCUUUGCAAGGUCUUUCCAUUAUACAACUGAUGUCAUUGAUGCAGGUUAAUUCUUUUUUUUUGUUGUUGUUGUUGUUUUGAAAGUGACAAACAAUAUGGCUGGAUAAUCUUUGGUCGUGUAAGGUGGUCACACUGUGUUGAGAAUUUUGUUAGCUUAAAGAUUAAAUUUUAUAUAUCAAGCAUUGUUGUUAAUUGAUUAGAGGUGAUACAAUAGAGUGCCUGAGUAAACUACUCUCGUAACAGUGGUAUGCAAAUACCAUUUUGUCUACAGAUGAUUGUAGCUUUUAUAACAUAAGGAAUUUGGAAUUUCAUUUAUUUUACAUCAACCAAUGUUGUGAGGGAAAAAAAUCAAUGUAAUAUAAUUUUUGUUAAUAAAAGUAGCCUAGCAUCACUUUGAAAGAUGUUUCAAACAUCUUAUAGUUUCUGUUGAUUAUUAUGAUUUUUAUCUUUGUUAUUUUUUGUUGUUGCCACUUUGUAAACCAGGUGUGAAGAACAGCUCUGUAGAACCAGGUUGUUAGUGUAUAUAAAGCUGGUUUUUCUUUUCAUCUUCCACUAGCAAGGGACAGUGCCUAACUCCUCUUCUUAUUUUUCUUGGUAGUUACUUGCUGUGUGUUAGAAUAUCUUUAUGACUUUUUACUUCAGUUUGAAUAGUAAUUCAUUCAAUAUCAAGAUGUUAAAACCCCUGUUUGUUCAUCAGAACCCUAGACUUCUAAUUAGGACCUGAUGCCAAUAUUUAGCUGACCUGCAUAGCUUAUUCGGUCAGUAGCUCCAUAGUAUAAGCAAGAGUCCAAUGUUCUGAUAUACAAACAUGCAUCUGUGAGUAUGUUCCUAAAAGUCUAAGAUAGUCACAGGGAAAAUGCUUUGGUUUCAUAGAUUAGUAUAAAUUCAUGAAGAAUUUUGUAUUUAAUGUUCAGUAUUGGAUGUGGAUACACAUUUUUAAUUUUUUUAUUUAUUUAUUUUUUAUUUUUAAAAAUUUUAGUCAUGUUUCGAAUGCUGCUAUGGAAUAGACGUAAUAAUAAAGUAGGAUUUACUCUAGUCUAAGGGAAGGAUGCUGGAGGCAUUGGUUGUUCCAAUAGGGGAGAGUUCAGAAAUAUUGUCAUUAAUAUGAUUUGUUUAAAGCUUAUUUCUUCUUUUUUCCCUUUCUUUUUCAUUUUUUUGGGAUUAGUGUCUUUAGUAAUAUUUGAGGUGCUGUUUUGAUGAAAAAAAAACAACACUUUGCUUACGCUUCUUGGAAUUUUGGCAUAUUACUGAUAUGAUUGUGCUUUCCAUAUAUUUGGUGAUCGAGUCUGUUUAGCAUAGUUAUAGAUGAGUGUUGAAUGUGACUUUUAUUGUUUGAAUGUUUUCUAUAUUUUAAUUGUUUUUGUCAUCAGGCAGUUUUUGUAGUAUGUGACUGUUUUCCUCCUUUUAUUGUUUAAUUUUUAUUUAUUUAUUUUUUUCCAAAAGAUUUGCAUAUAUAUGUGAAAAUUGAAUUCAUAUGAAAUCAAAAGCAAACAAUUUGGCAAGGAUAAUAAAGCAGAGGUAAUGAGGGUUAUACUUAGAUAUGUGCUGAUUAACCUGCAACAGUUAAGGAUGGAAGAUUGAGGAAAAGUUGUUUGGCAAAGGGCCUCAGAGGGUGUGCUAUAUGAGGUAAUCUGUCACAGUUGUACUUUUUUUGCGUGUGUCUUGUGUGUGUGUGUGUAUGUGUUUAAGUUUCAUGUUUCAAGUUUUUGUGCAUGUGUUUUAUAUGGGAGUUUGUGUACUUUAAGUUUGCAUGUAUAGGAGUGCACAUGUAUGGAAGUGGCAACAUUUGUGCAUGAAAGAUUGAAGUGUGUAUGUUUUGCAUUUGCAUAAGUGUGAGAAUGUUAGUGCAUGUGUAUAUGUUCGAGUGUAGUCAGAAUGUGUAUGCAAACAAAAGAGAGGGGGCAUAGGUUUGUGCAUUAGUUUCGUAGCCUAAGUUUGUGAGUGCUCAUGUGCUUUUGUACUGUAUGUGUGGUAUAAUAUUGUAACAUCCGAAUAUGCAAUACUGAACUCUCCUCAAGCUUUGCAUGCUUGUUUUGAAUCCAAUAAGAUCUUUUGGAAUAGUAUUAUAAUUUUUUUUUCUUUGUUUGUUUCUUUCUUUUAAAUGAAUAAUUUUCAAAGAUCAUUGAUAUUGUUUCCCUCUCAUCUCUUUUUAGCAUUUUAAAUUAACACAGAUGCUUAGGUAUUGAACCAGCUGGUCUUGAUAUUAGGUAUUCUUCAAAGAUUUGGAUUGCACAUUCAGACAAAAAAGAAUCUUUUUGUAGUGUAGAGGGGUUAGUUUGAUAAUGAUUUUAUUGUUAUUACACUUGCUAUUUAUGGAAGAGACCAGGAUGUAUGGGUAAUAAUGAUGAUAAUGAAAAGUUAAAUAUAUAUUAUGGUUUAGGAAAUGGUACAUUAUGGCAUGUAAAAUACACACAGUUAAUCUUGUUUUAUAUAGUUUUUUCUCCAAUGCAUUUUAAAUGGUUAAGGAGGAGUACAUCCCUGCAAGUAAAAUUUGAGUCUUUACUCCAUUAACUUUGUAUAAUUGUUUGAAUGAAUGGACUGUUCACUGUUCCUAAAUUCAGUUUUAGCAUAUAUACAUUUGCUGUACAUGUCAUGGAAGGGCCUUUACAUUUCAUUUUGAGUUAACCGGGAAGGAACAUGUUUUGUACUUUCAUGGAUUAUACUCGUUUCGUUUUUGUCGUCACUGGACCAUUCUUUACAUUUUCUGUAAUGUACAAGAAAGUAUUGUGUUCUCUUUUCAUAGUGCAGUAAUUAUGCAUGAAGUAUUAGGUGGAAGUGAACAAUAUGACAACUGAUCCUUCCUAUGGUGUGAUACUUCUGUAGCGAGCAGCUGGUUUACAAUACGUUACAUAGCUUGCAUAAUACAGUUUUUGUGAGCUCUAUUUUACUAUGUGAAAUCAGUAUUGUACUUAAAAUUCAGCUUUGUAAUAUAUAGGACCCUUAAACAAUGGGUUUGAGUA
Molecule: messenger RNA, 5888 nt
Organism: Penaeus vannamei (Pacific white shrimp)
Lineage: Eukaryota; Metazoa; Arthropoda; Malacostraca; Decapoda; Penaeidae
Source: RefSeq, a predicted model, not a curated record